Messenger RNA from Microbotryum saponariae, 858 nucleotides. NCBI's taxonomy places the organism in Eukaryota, Fungi, Basidiomycota, Microbotryomycetes, Microbotryales, Microbotryaceae. The record is from the annotation of a GenBank genome assembly.
AUGCAAGCUCAGUCUACGAAGCACUUGACUCGGAUAAUUGUAGACGUAUUCAAAGGUACGUAGUGACCCUCGCUCUUCUAAUUACAGAAGAGUAAGAACUGAUUCAACCAUUAGUGGUAUGGCCCAACACAGGCGUGCGCACUCUUUACAGGCUCAAUAUACUGAAUCUGGACAUUUCAGUCGAUAACAUCGGCAUCACCGCCGACGGCACAGGCUGUUUGACGCUCUCCAACUGGCCUUGCUUCUUGGAUGAUCCGUUGUCCGAGCAAGACCGUCUUGAAGCAGUAGUAAGUGUAAUUUCUUAAGUAUGCCUUAUUUCUGCCUCUCCUGACUUUAUUUGUGCCGCAUGUGCAGGGCACACUGGCAACAAUGGCCCGGGCGAUCCUUCCGACACUGCCGAGAUCUUGCAACAAGCCUAGGAUCAAGCAGGAGGUUUGGCACGUUAUCGAACAAGUUGUCUUCACUGUUCUUUACAUCGUCGCAAGCCGUCCGUCAGGGCCAAUAAGCCCGCAACGAAUGUCACAAGAGGAUCAGAAGUUGUGGGCAUUAUGGGAUACAGAAGAUGCCGAAUUGCCCAUGUCGAAGGGUUACAUCUUUCGAAAACCACAACUGCUUGAAUCAAUCCUCAACCAGUACACCACAUUCUGGACCGAUCUCCCUAGAUUGGUUGCUGUUAUGGCGAAAUACUGUGGCUUAGGCCAAGUUAGCGACUGCCUGACAAUACGCGAGGAGGAAACAGUGAUGGGUGCUCAGUGGGGAGGCCGCGAUGGUGCCGCUCGUUUACUUGAUGCUGUGAUCGAUGAAUUACAGAUGCUGUUGGUCAUGUUGGUGCCACAAGAUACCUCAAAAAAAGCGUAG